CGAUUUUUAUUAAAUUUCCACUCUCUUAAAAUCAGCCAGUCUUCGUUUUCUUCGCCAUUCUCCUUUUACAAAACCAGAGAUCGGCGAAACCCUUGCUCCCUCCUUCGAUCUCCUCUGUGAUUUCUUCAACAAUCUUUUAAUUUUUUCUCACCAAAAUUCAUCAAAUUCAAAGAGGAAAGAUGCCAAGGUGCGAGAACGCUUCAUCGCGUCAAGAAUCGGCGGCAGAAGAAGGUGAGAGGCCAUGGCGUCGUGAAGGGAGCAAGUACAUCCACAUCCAAACCGGACUCGCCUUCAACACCGGGGCUUCAGCCGAGAGGUUCCACAACACCUUUCUGACGAAGGAGAUCGUCUCACCUAAGAUUGUGAACAAGGACCUCUUCAAAUCAGCGACCUAUGCCCCGAGUAAGUCUCUUUUCUCUCAGCAAGACCUUACUCGAGACACUCAGGUGCCGGUCAAGAAGACUUGUUUCAUCACUGAAGCCAAGUUUUCCUGGAUCGUGUACCGUGAGCAGGGCGAUGCUGCACCAAAUCUGGACCUGAUAGUCGCAGACGAAGAAAAGAGCCAAAACGAGACUCAAGCUGAGUCAUCUCGUGCCGGAGGAAGUCGAGCCACGGAGCGCGUCACUCGCUCCUGGUAUGAACCACCCUACUGCCGUGACUACACCCUGUGUGCUGAAGAACAAAUCGAAGCAAACAAGGUGGCAAUUCGAGAAAGAGCAAAACUUCUCGAAUCAGUCCGGAAGGAAAAGGAGUUCAAAAGGAGAUUAUGCGAAGGAUCAGAUAUGAUUCAGAAAAUGCUGGAUGACUUCCAAAGAGAGAGACUCGAAGCUGAGGCUAAGGCUGAUGAAUUAGUCAAUGAUCUCUGUAAGGCUAUUGAGCUUAAACGCUCCCUCCAAUCUCAAGAUCAAAUGAGGGAGGUUAAUGCUCAAAACGAGGCUCUAGAACCUAAGACCAACCCUAAACCAUUCAACCAUCAGGUUCCAGUUCUAGAAGAUUCACCCAGUUUUUCACCAUCACAGAAACCCGAGAGCAUAACAACUCUCGCUAGGGCUACUGUGGUGAUGUUACCUGAAUGUCCUCCUAGCCAAGUCUCAACCAGCAUAGUCGUACAAGAGGUGGAACCAACUGAAGGACCUGACUCAGAACCACCUAGGUUUAUUCAAGAAAAGAAGGAGGAGGAAGUUUUGCCUAUGGCAAUAAACGACCAUCUCCUUAAUUUUGUUGAAGGGACACCUCCAGAGGAACCUGUUCUGGAGGAAAUAGAGCCCAUUACAUGGCCCCAAGAUACCAAUGUCCAAGAGUCCGAGCAGGAAUCUACAUGCGAGGAAAUACUUUACAUAGAAAGGCGACUCCGUCUAUAGAAACCUAUGUACGUAAUGCUUCAUCUGAAGACUCAGACCAAACCUUCUUUGACUCCCUACUUGACGGGUGUGACGAUGUCUGCCCGAAGGAUGGUUGGAGCUUAAGGAGUUGGGAUGAACUUCUGAUGAGUGACACUGAAGACUGUUAGCCUUGGUUUGCUAAGCCUCAUGUUUUGAUGUUAACAAACAAUAUAAGAGCUUAACGUUU
Molecule: messenger RNA, 1569 nt
Organism: Cuscuta campestris
Lineage: Eukaryota; Viridiplantae; Streptophyta; Magnoliopsida; Solanales; Convolvulaceae
Source: the annotation of a GenBank genome assembly